Messenger RNA from Arabis nemorensis, 1827 nucleotides. The record is from the annotation of a GenBank genome assembly. NCBI's taxonomy places the organism in Eukaryota, Viridiplantae, Streptophyta, Magnoliopsida, Brassicales, Brassicaceae.
AUGGGAUACGAAAGGCUCGAACCAUCCAAACCAACUGGUUCGGUCACCACGACCACAUCUCCUCCGGCUCCGAACCACCACCAAAUCUCCACGUCAGCACAACCGGAGACCACCAAUCGGAGAAGAAAGAAGCUUCUUAUCUCCUCCAUCGUCCUAGCCUUCGUACUUAUCCUCGCCGCCGCGAUCUUUGCCGGAAUCCGAACACAAGUCAAGUCCGGCCAACACGUUCCAGGCCUAGCUAGGAAACCAAGCCAAGCAAUCUCAAAAGCUUGCGAGUCAACUCGUUACCCCGAGUUAUGCGUUGACUCACUCAUGGACUUCCCCGGCUCACUCGCCGCUUCCUCCACUAAAGAUCUGAUCCACGUGACGGUGAACAUGACGCUACACCAUUUCAGCCACGCUCUAUACUCAUCUUCUGCCUUCUCCUUCAUCGACAUGCCUCCACGUGUCCGCUCCGCAUACGACUCUUGCCUCGAGCUACUAGACGAUUCCGUUGACGCGCUCUCACGGGCUCUCUCCUCCGUCGUUUCCUCCGGUACUCAAGCUAAGCCACAAGACGUGACCACGUGGCUAAGCACGGCUCUUACGAACCAAGACACGUGCGCGGAAGGAUUCGACGGCGUCGACGACGGCGGAGUAAAGAAUCAGAUGACGGCGGCGCUAAAGAAUCUCUCUGAGCUUGUGAGCAACUGUCUUGCCAUCUUCGCCGCGAACGGCGACGGAGAUGGUAACGAUUUCGCCGGAGUGCCGAUACAGAACCGGAGACUUUUAGAAGUUAGAGAAGACGAGAAAUUUCCGACAUGGCUCGAGGAGAGAAGUGAGCGUGAGUUACUUGAAAUGCCGGUUUCGCAGAUUCAAGCUGAUAUCAUCGUAUCACAAGACGGUAACGGAACGUGCAAAACGAUAUCGGAAGCUAUCAAGAAAGCUCCGGAACACAGUCCUCGCCGGACUAUUAUCUACGUAAAGGCCGGAAGGUACGAAGAGAACAACCUCAAGGUCGGUAGAAAAAAAAUUAACUUGAUGUUUGUUGGAGAUGGGAAGGGUAAAACGAUCAUUUCAGGAGGGAAAAGCAUAUUUGACAACAUUACCACUUUCCACACGGCCACCUUUGCCGCGACAGGAGCUGGAUUUAUUGCAAGAGACAUUACAUUCCAAAACUGGGCUGGUCCAGAGAAGCACCAGGCGGUUGCUCUCCGCAUCGGAGCUGACCACGCGGUAAUCUAUAGGUGCAAUAUAAUCGGUUACCAAGACACGCUCUACGUUCAUUCAAACCGUCAAUUCUUUCGCGAAUGCGACAUUUAUGGUACAGUCGAUUUUAUCUUCGGCAAUGCAGCCGUAGUGCUACAAAACUGUAGCAUCUACGCACGUAAACCCAUGGCAUUUCAGAAAAACACAAUCACGGCUCAAAACAGAAAAGACCCGAACCAAAACACCGGAAUAUCGAUACAUGCGUCUAGGGUUUUGGCUGCAGGCGAUCUCCAAACGUAUCUAGCGAGUAACAACACUAACGGUACUGUCCAGACGUAUCUAGGUCGACCGUGGAAGCUAUUCUCCAGGACGGUUUAUAUGUUAUCGUUUAUCGGUAACCAUGUACACACUAGAGGAUGGCUCGAGUGGAACACAACAUUUGCUUUAGAUACUUUAUAUUAUGGAGAGUAUUUGAACACUGGACCCGGGUCGGUUCUUGCGCAACGUGUGAAUUGGCCAGGAUAUCGGGUCAUCAAUUCGACGGCCGAGGCAAACCGGUUUACGGUGGCGGAAUUUAUAUAUGGUUCGUCAUGGUUGCCUUCGACCGGGGUUUCGUUCUUGGCCGGAUUAAACAUUUAG